This is a messenger RNA of Suncus etruscus (white-toothed pygmy shrew), 1230 nucleotides long. It is a transcript of the gene TMEM43, whose product is annotated as transmembrane protein 43. The transcript is spliced from 12 exons. Gene Ontology annotation, biological process: nuclear membrane organization. Gene Ontology annotation, cellular component: nuclear inner membrane. The coding region runs from base 8 to 1210 and encodes 400 amino acids. Lineage: Eukaryota; Metazoa; Chordata; Mammalia; Eulipotyphla; Soricidae. The record is from RefSeq and is a predicted model, not a curated record.
UCCCAUCAUGGACAGGAAUUCUUCCAGUACAAGUAACAGGCGAGAACAUGUCAAAAUUACAACUAACCCACAGCCGGGCUUCCUGGAGCGACUGAGUGAGACAUCGGGCGGCAUGUUUGUGGGACUCAUGACCUUCUUGAUCUCCUUCUACUUAAUCUUCACCAAUGAGGGCCGCGCACUGAAGACUGCCACCUCUUUGGACGAGGGGCUCUCACUCGUCGUAUCCCCAGACAGCAUCCACACUGUGGCACCAGAGAAUGAGGGGCGACUCAUACACAUCAUUGGGGCUCUUCGGACGUCCAAGCUCUUGUCAGAUCCCAACUACGGAGUCCACCUGCCAGCGGUGAAGCUGCGCCGGCAAGUGGAGAUGUACCAGUGGGUAGAAAGCGAGGAGUCCAGGGAGUACACCGAAGAUGGGCAGGUGAAGACGGAGAGGAAGUAUUCCUACAACACUGAGUGGAGGUCAGAGCUCGUCAGUAGCAGAAACUUUGACCGAGAGAUUGGCCACAAAAACCCCAGUGCCAUGGCAGUGGAGUCCUUCACAGCAACAGCUCCUUUUGUCCAGAUCGGCAGGUUCUUCCUCUCAGCCGGCCUUAUUGAAAAAGUCGACAACUUCAAGCCCCUGAGCCUGUCCAAGCUGGAAGACCCGCAUGUGGACAUCAUUCGCCGGGGGGACUAUUUCUACCACAGUGAAAACCCCAAGUAUCCGGAGGUUGGGGACCUGCGUGUUUCCUUUUCCUACGCAGGGCUGAGUGGCGACCACCCUGACCUGGGUCCGGCCCAUGUGGUGACUGUGAUUGCCCGGCAGCGGGGUGACCAGCUCGGCCCUUAUUCCACCAAAUCUGGGGACACUUUGCUGCUGUUGCACCAUGGUGACUUCUCAGCGGAGGAGGUGUUCCGUCGAGAACAAAAGAGCAACUCUUUAAAGACGUGGGGCCUGCGGGCAGCUGGCUGGAUGGCCAUGUUUAUGGGCAUCAAUCUCAUGACCCGUAUCAUCUACACCCUGGUGGACUGGUUCCCCAUCUUCCGAGACCUGGUCAACAUCGGCCUGAAGGCCUUUGCCGUAUGCAUGGCUACCUCGCUAACGCUGCUGACCGUGGCUGCUGGCUGGCUCUUCUACCGGCCCCUCUGGGCCCUCUUCUUCAGCUCAUUAGCCCUGGUGCCCCUCAUCAUUGCUCGGACCAGGGUGACGGCCAAAAAGCUGGAGUGAAAUAGGCCCUGCGGCCACAG